Camellia sinensis is the source of this 1888-nucleotide messenger RNA. RefSeq names its product polygalacturonase At1g48100. Gene Ontology annotation, biological process: carbohydrate metabolic process. The record is from RefSeq and is a predicted model, not a curated record. Gene Ontology annotation, molecular function: polygalacturonase activity. Lineage: Eukaryota; Viridiplantae; Streptophyta; Magnoliopsida; Ericales; Theaceae.
UACGCAGAGUCUUAUAUAUGAGCUUAUGCUAAUUCAAAUUAUAUAUACGCCAGAGUCGCUCGUCUUUGUUAACCCACUGGAGUCUAGAACUCCCUCUCCUCAAGGACUUCACAUCUCUGUCUCUCUGUUUCUCUGUCUCUCUCUCAUAGAAAGAUGAGAAGGAACUUUAGUGUAAGAAGUCCUGCAUUUGCCCUUCUCAUUGCUUUGCUAGCCUGGUCAUUGAACUAUGGUACUUGCAUUGCUAGAGAAGGGAAGCUCAGCUGGAAUGGUAGUGGUCGUGUGAGUCGUGUGUCAAGGUUGAUGAAAGAGGGUCGCACGAUGCAAGCAGAGCCUACUAGGAUGGUGCUACAAACUGGUGCUAACUCUGACAACUUCAAUGUACUAGACUACGGUGCCAAGGGUGAUGGAAAUACAGACGACACAAAGGCAUUUGAAGCUGCGUGGGCAGAUGCUUGUCAGGUGGAGGCAUCAACAAUGGUGGUUCCGUCAGGCUCUGUGUUCCUACUCAACCCCAUCUCUUUCUCAGGCUCUAAUUGUAAAUCAAACAUUGUAUUUCAGUUGGAUGGUAAGAUCAUUGCUACUACAAGCUCUGACGCUUGGGGAUCUGGUACCCUACAAUGGCUUGAAUUCACAAAGCUCCAAGGGAUUACAGUCAGAGGUAAAGGUGUUGUUGAUGGACAAGGCUCAGUCUGGUGGAACAACUCACCUGCAGACAAUCCAACAAACAAAUUAGAAUCAGCUGCAUCUUCAACUAGAGAAUCAAAUUAUAGCAAUUCACGGGAUUCGAUUACUAGCGAGGCCACCGGAAAGAUGCCAAGCACCAUGCCAACAGCACUCAGGUUCUAUGGGAGUUCUGAUGUUACAGUAACUGGGAUAAUGAUUCAAAACAGCCCUAAAACUCACCUCAAAUUUGACACUUGCACGACUGUUCAGGUUUUUGAUAUGAGAGUUUCAUCCCCCGGUGACAGUCCCAAUACAGAUGGAAUCCACCUACAGAACUCCCAAGAUGUUGUGAUCCACAGCACUAGUCUUGCUUGCGGAGAUGACUGUGUCUCCAUCCAGACUGGGUGCUCGGGUGUAUACAUACACAAUGUGAAUUGCGGCCCCGGACAUGGAAUCAGUAUUGGGGGGCUAGGAAGAGACAACACAAAAGCUUGUGUCUCAAAUGUAACAGUCAGGGACAGCACAAUGAGCAACACACUAACUGGUGUCAGGAUAAAGACAUGGCAGGGUGGCUCAGGCUCAGUGCAAGGAAUCAUGUUCUCCAACAUUCAAGUUUCAGAAGUUGAAACUCCUGUCAUGAUAGAUCAAUACUACUGUGACGGGAACAAGUGCCAGAAUGAAACAUCAGCAGUGGCUAUCUCAGGCAUAUCCUAUCAGAAUAUAAUAGGGACUUACACAGUAAAACCCGUACAUUUCGCGUGCAGCGACAGCUUGCCAUGCACGGGAAUAACUUUAAGUACUAUACAGCUCAAAGCAAUACAAUUAGAAAACAACAAUUUGAAUGAACCGUUCUGUUGGCAGACAUAUGGAGUGUCAAAAACUACCACCACUCCUCCAAUUGACUGCUUGAAGAUGGGCAAGCCAUCUACCAACCGAGUUCAGUCCAAUGCAGACUCCUGCUGAGCAGAUAGACAUAAGGGAUUACAGGUUUCCUGGGGCCUAGUUUACUGCAUACACGUAUACUACAAAUCUACCAUAAGUGACACCAGUCUAGAGGAAAUUUUUGUUGCCAGGUUCCUCCUUCCCAGAGUAGAGAGGUUCUUGUCACAAACAGAAUGCAAGACUUUUCAAUCCUAGAGUUCUAGAGCAUAUUUUGAGAGAAAAGUUUUGUUUGUAAAUUGUAACGUUCAAUUAUCAGUUAUAUAAUACAUGAGCAGUUUAGCUA